AUGGAGCUGCAGACGUCGGGGCGGCCCAUCGAGGUGCUGAUGGAGAAGGUGCUGUCGAUGAACAUCGUCUCCUCGGACUACUUCAAGGAGCUCUACAAGAUCAAGACCUACCACGAGGUCAUCGACGAGAUCUACAACCAGGUGGACCACGUCGAGCCCUGGAUGACGGGCAACUGCCGCGGCCCCUCCACCGCCUUCUGCCUCCUCUACAAGCUCUUCACCAUGAAGCUCACCGUCAACCAGAUGCACGGCCUGCUCAAGCACCCGGACUCCCCCUACAUCAGAGCUAUUGGGUUUCUGUACCUGCGCUAUGCCGCGGACCCAAAGACCUUAUGGACCUGGUAUGAGCCCUACAUUCAAGAUGACGAGGAGUUUUCCCCUGGAUCCAAUGGUAAAAUGACAACUAUGGGCGUUUAUGUGCGUGAUGUCAUCCUUGGUCAGUACUACUUCGACAGUCUUCUUCCACGAGUGCCUCUCCUAAUUCUGCGACAGGUUACUGCCCAUCUGGAGAAAAUGAAGCUCCCAACAAAGCAGUCAGGGAUAACUGGGGAUUCUAGCCGCCUUGGUUCAGAUGAUACUGCCCGGCGGCCUCCUUCAGUGAAGGCUUCUCUGUCCGUCUCUUUUGGUCAGCGUGCUCCACACCGUGCAUCCACAAGGGAUUCAUCCCCAGUCCGAAAGACAUUGCCUUCUGUACGAGAAAGGGAAAGGAGUCAUGAUGGCAGUCAUGCCAAAUCUCCACCCAGGAAGCACCGAAGUCAGAGUCGUGAGCGCAGCCGUGACAUUGAGAGGGACCGUUCAGAUCGCGAUCGUGGUAGGUACAAGGAUAGGGAGCAUGGUCGGCACAGCCGUGAUAACAGAGACCGUGACUACCGCCGCUCAAGCUAUUCUGAUAGGGAUGUUGAGAGGCGCGGCCAUGAAAGGAGGGAUAGGGACUCCGACCGAAACGGGCGUUCGAGUGGCCGCAGAAGCAGGAGCAGGAGCAGGAGUCCAAGCCGUGGCAGAACCAAUGGGGACAGCCACCGCUCCAGCCCGUUUGGUAAAGCGCCGGAGUCAUCAAACCUGGCGAAGCUGAAGGAUCUAUACGGUGACGCGACGAACGCGAAGGACGACGCCGGCGACGACAGAUCCCGCAGGGACUCCGGAACUGAAGAGGUGAUCAGAUUGGGAGGCGCCAGGUGGAGGUGA
Messenger RNA from Triticum turgidum subsp. durum (durum wheat), 1185 nucleotides. The record is from the annotation of a GenBank genome assembly. Lineage: Eukaryota; Viridiplantae; Streptophyta; Magnoliopsida; Poales; Poaceae.